AUGGUAGCAUCCACUGUCCUAAUGUUCGGUGCAGAGCGCAUAUUGCAUGGUUCAAAGAUUAUGUUUGGCUGGUUUAAUGUUCAUGUACAAAACAACGUGAUUUAUAGUCAAACAGAAUGUAUAACUAGCACAGCCAAAACUUACUGUAGCAAAUGUGAAAAGAUGAUCGGGUGGAUGAUUACUGGAGUCCCCCGAGAGAACGUGUAUAUUAAAGAAGGAAGAUUCUGUAUGAGAUUGGACAAGCUUACUUAUUCGAAUCAUCUACCGUUGGUUCGUUUAAUUCCUGAGAACCAAUUUUUCCAAGCUAAUGAGGAAAAUGCAGAUCAAGAUGGAGACUCAGAUGAAGAUUAUGAUGACGAUAUUCCUGAUUACAUGAUGCAUCUUAUCAGAAUGUUGGGUCAAGAUGAAGGCGGUAAUGAGCAAAAUGCUGAUCAACAUGGAGGCGGUAAUGAGAAGAAUGUUGGUCAAGAUGGGGGUGGUAAUGAGCAAAAUGUUGGUCAAGAUGGAGGCGGUAAUGAGCAAAAUGCUAAUGAACAUGGAAGCAGUAAUGAGCAAAAUGUUGGUCAAGAUGGAGGCGAUAAUGAGAAAAAUGCUGAUAAACAUGGAAGCAGUAAUGAGCUAAAUGUUGGUCAAGAUGGAGUCGGUAAUGAGAAAAAUGCUGAUGAACAUGGAGGCAGUAAUGAGCUAAAUGUUGGUCAAGAUGGAGGUGGUAAUGAGCAAAAUACUGAUCAACAUGGAGGCAGUAAUGAGCUAAAUGUUGGCGGUAAUGAGCAAAAUGCAGAUGAACAUGGAAGCAGUAAUGAGCAAAAUGUUGGUCAAGAUGGAGGCGGUAAUGAGCAAAAUGUUGGUCAAGAUGGAGGUGGUAAUGAGCAAAAUGUUGGUCAAAAUGGAGGCUCGCCAAUGAAACGACCAAAGAUAUAG
Molecule: messenger RNA, 921 nt
Organism: Solanum stenotomum
Lineage: Eukaryota; Viridiplantae; Streptophyta; Magnoliopsida; Solanales; Solanaceae
Exons: 5
Coding region: 1-921 (306 amino acids)
Source: RefSeq, a predicted model, not a curated record